Molecule: messenger RNA, 1068 nt
Organism: Phaeoacremonium minimum UCRPA7
Lineage: Eukaryota; Fungi; Ascomycota; Sordariomycetes; Togniniales; Togniniaceae
Product: putative thiamine-repressible mitochondrial transport protein thi74 protein
Exons: 4
Coding region: 1-1068 (355 amino acids)
Biological process (GO): regulation of peptide transport
Cellular component (GO): membrane
Source: RefSeq, a predicted model, not a curated record
AUGCCCGUAGAGCCGAUGCUCCCGGGAGAGCUCGCACCGGACCAUGAACAUCACCACCAUCACCAGAGGCGGUCACGCUCGCUGCGCGAACGGUCAUCCUCCCGGAGCACGGGCGGACGAUCGGGCCUGAGAGAGAAGCUGGGACUUGCCGGAAUCGCGCGACGGACGCUGGGGAUAACGCUUCUCCUGGUUACGGUGUUCUUGUGGACAUUGUCGAACUUCCUCGCUAGUUCCAUCUUCUCCGAUAAUACCUACAACAAGCCGUUCUUCCUGGUUUACUUGAACACGUCCAUGUUCGCUAUCUCACUCAUUCCAAUGCUCAUAAAGUACUGUCAUCAACAUGGGGUAUCAGGGCUCAUCUCAUCAGCGAGGGAAUUAUGGCAGCACCGUGGUGACUUUCGCAGACCACUUAAGACGCAGCAGGAGGAGGAGGACGCUACGGCCGGGGAAAGAUUGCUCGUUGACGACGAGGGCAGCCUGGGGCUGAUGGGCGAGAGCCAAGAGGAGGAGAAACUCAGCCUGCGAGAGACAGCCUGGCUCAGUCUCGAGUUCUGCAUGCUUUGGUUCGUAGCUAACUACUUCGCCUCCGCAUGCCUUGAGUAUACGAGCGUGGGCAGCGUCACGAUUUUGACAUCGACGAGUAGCGUGUGGACGCUCGUAUUCUGCGCGGUCAUGCGCGUCGAGGGCUUCACCGUGCGCAAGCUGGUUGGCGUACUGGCCUCGCUGGCUGGCGUCAUCCUGAUCUCGACGGUGGACCUGUCGGGCGAGAGCGACGAGAACCGCGGCAACUUCCCGCACAAGUCACAGGCGCAGAUCGCCAUAGGUGACUCGAUGGCUUUCUUCAGCGCCAUCAUCUAUGGCAUGUACGUCACGGUGAUGAAGAGCCGCGUGGGGAAUGAAGAUCGUGUCAACAUGCCGCUGUUCUUUGGCCUCGUAGGCUUGUACAACGUGCUUUUUCUCUGGCCUGGUUUCUUCAUCUUGCACUGGACGGGCAUUGAACCCUUUGAGAUGCCGCCGACUGGGAAAAUUUGGUCGAUUAUUCUGAUCAACUCGAUAUCGUCAUUCUGA